This is a messenger RNA of Aspergillus tanneri, 1170 nucleotides long. RefSeq lists its product as uncharacterized. The transcript has 5 exons. Lineage: Eukaryota; Fungi; Ascomycota; Eurotiomycetes; Eurotiales; Aspergillaceae. The record is from RefSeq and is a predicted model, not a curated record. The coding region runs from base 1 to 1170 and encodes 389 amino acids.
AUGUCGAACCCUCAGCUGCACACCCUCCACCCUCGGGGCCAUGGGGGAAAUCCCUAUCUUUCCUCCGGGGGAGUUAAGGGUUUAUCUAUCAGUGUUGUUUUCACCACAUUAGCCACAUGUUUCGUGCUUGCCCGUCUGUACACGAGGGCCAGACUGAUGAACCGCAUGGAGGGGAAUGACUGGAUGAUUGUGAUCGCCUUGACGUUUUCGUACGUCUUCAUGGCCUUGUUUAUAGUGGAAGCCCUAAAUGGGGUCGGUAUGCAUGGUGCGGACAUUCCACCUCAUAUCCUCAUAAAGCAGAUGAAGGCCUUUUGGGUCACGAUUCCCUUCUAUAACGCCGCCUUACUCUGCGCCAAAGCUUCCAUCCUCAUGCAAUAUUUCCGCGUCUUUCCGAUCCAACGCAUGCGCCGUAUCUCGUGGGUCAUGAUCGGUAUCCUAGCCACUUACGGGACUUGGGCGGUCCUAAGUGCCUUUCUCAAUUGCAUUCCCGUGGCCAAAUUCUGGGACCCAACGAUCCCAGGGUACUGUCUGAGCAUGAAGGGGCUCUGGUUCUCGAAUGCCUCCAUGCAUAUCGCCACCGAUCUAGCCAUCCUGAUCAUCCCCAUUCCGGCAUUGGCAGCUCUUGAUCUUCCCAAGAGACAGAAGAUCGCCCUGAUAUCCAUCUUUGCGCUGGGUGGAUUUGUGUGUGUCACCAGCGUUUGCCGUCUCGUUGCCUUGAAAAAGAUUGCAGAUUCGGACGACCCCACCUACGACAACGUUGACGCAGCCACCUGGUCCGCCAUCGAAUGCAACACGGGAAUCAUCUGCGCCUGUCUACCAACCCUACGGCCUCUGAUCUCUCACAUUCUACCUCAUCUGCUCUCAACUCUGAGUCACGGCGGUCCAGCGUACGUCAAUCGCCCUCCAUCUCGAGCACAGCCCCCCACCUACUGGCACGGCACCUGCACUGUAUCCACGACCAUCACGGCCAUGGAAGAAGACCUGGAACCCGGCCGUUGUAUCUCCCCCUCUGCUCCUGCGGAUCGCAUCUUAACACUGGCCCCUGGGAUGGACGCCAGCGGGAAGGAGAAACUCAUGGUGAAAGACGCCAAGGGAGUCGAGGAGCUCAAGGAGGUCGCUGUCACUAUUGAAUCUCGGACGGAGUCUUCUUCGUCGUCACCGUCACGGUGA